Messenger RNA from Wasmannia auropunctata (little fire ant), 1404 nucleotides. RefSeq names its product NADH dehydrogenase [ubiquinone] 1 alpha subcomplex subunit 9, mitochondrial (gene ND-39). Gene Ontology annotation, molecular function: protein-containing complex binding. Bases 69 to 1283 code for a protein of 404 amino acids. Gene Ontology annotation, cellular component: mitochondrion. The record is from RefSeq and is a predicted model, not a curated record. The transcript has 7 exons. Lineage: Eukaryota; Metazoa; Arthropoda; Insecta; Hymenoptera; Formicidae.
GAUAGUGUUAGUUAACACUUGUCAAAGAAUUCCGCACAGUCGUCAGUCCAUAUGGAUGGCCGAAAAAGAUGGCCGCCUUGAUUCCGAGAUACACUCUACAAGCAGCAAGAAAGCAGACAACAUGCAUCGCGGCCGUUGCGGUGCAGACGAAUCAUUAUUCGUCGCAGCCACGAAUCAUAAAAGAUCCUACCACCGCUUCUUUAAAGAGAGGCACAGGUGGCCGUAGUUCCUUCAACGGCAUAGUAUGCACGCUGUUCGGUGCAACUGGAUUCGUCGGGCGCUACGUCUGCAAUCGCCUUGGCAAGCUCGGUACCCAGUUAAUAAUACCGUACAGAGGUGAUAUGUACAAUUGCAUGCCACUGAAGCUCUGCGGAGAUUUGGGACAAGUCUUGUUUCAUCCGUUUCAUCUGCGUGACGAGGAGUCGAUAAGGAAGUGCAUCAAGUACUCCAAUGUGGUUAUCAAUCUGAUUGGACGAGAUUGGGAAACUAAGAACUUCACUUUUCACGAGGUGCACGUCGAGGGGGCCAGGAGGCUCGCUAGACUGUGCAAGGAGGCGAAUGUCGAGCACUUCAUCCAUGUGUCCGCCCUAAACGUAGGCGACGAGUUGGAGUCACACGUACUGGAUGGCGGUUCUCAAUUUCUUCGCACGAAAUGGGAAGGUGAGUGUGCAGUGCGAGAAGAGUUUCCCGAGGCUACAAUUAUUCGGCCGGCGGAUAUAUGGGGUCAGGAGGAUCGAUUUUUAAAACUGUAUUCCCACAUGAUGAGACACCAUUUCAGGACUGUACCAUUAUGGGAAAAAGGUGAAAAGACGGAAAAACAGCCAGUGGCCGUAUACGACGUCGCCGGAGGUAUUACCGCUAUUGCGAAGGAUCCUAAAAACACAAUUGGCAAGACUUAUCAGUUUGUCGGGCCGAAUCGUUACAAACUGUCUGAAUUACUUGACUGGUUCCAUCGAAUACGGAUACAUGAUCCAGUCGAAGACGGCUACAGGCGAGUAGACUUGAAAUAUGCUCCACUUUUCAAACUUAAAAUUAGUUUGAACGAAUUUUUAUCUGCCGGAUAUCCAUGGGGAUAUUUGCAAUGGGAAUAUAUGGAGAGGGAAACUAUAUCUGAUAAAGUAUCAAACGAAUUGCCAACUCUAGAAGAUCUUGGCAUCGCGUUAACGACGAUGGAAUCACGAAUGCACUGGGAGUUGAAACCGUACCGUAAAGAUGUACAAUAUAUGGAGAGCGUUGGCGAAUUCGAUCCUGUUCCGAAUCCACCAACCGUUUCAAUUCAUUGAAUGCUUUCUAACAAUGUGCUAGAUUAAUAUAAGUAUAUAGAAUGAAAUGUGUACUCUUACUGUUAAGUGAUACUUGCUGUAAAGAGUAUGUUGUUAAUUAAAUAUCGCGGUCUCAAAUAUA